AUGGCACUUUGGACUAAGAUUCCCAUAAUCCCAGAUCUCCUCUCCCAGAGUCGCAGUCUCGCCCAGUCGGCCCAGAUCGAGAGUCUUGCCCAGUCGGCCCAGAUCGAGAGUCUCGUCGUCGCCAAUUCUGUUUGCUACAGUGCUACCAGUGGAGGAGCCACGGAGAGAGACAAAGACAGAGAGAGCUGCCGAACUGAGAAAUUGGAGAGUUUUUAUUUGAGAGUUUUGGUGAUAGUGUCUGGGUUUAUGCAUAAUAUCGAGAUUGCUGUUGAUGCCCUUUCCAUCUGUGGUACUCCAUCAAGUGAUAGUGUCGAUGAGAUUAGAAGUGGGAGUGGGAGUAGGAGUAGAAAUGUGACUGAGAAUUCUGUUAAUGAUGUCCCUUUAAACCCUUCUCCAUCUAUUCCACUAGAAGAGUGUCAUAAUGAAAGAAUUGAGAGAGAAGAAAGUUUUGAUGUUAGUUCUCUAGAACGUGAUCCAGGAAUACGGCGUCCAAUAUGCAAGUACCCUUUGAAUGAGCGUGACAAUAUUCGAAGAGCUUAUGUGUUAUCCAUCCCAUCAUCCAGCGCAUUUAUUGAGCAUGGGUUUCAAGGUUGGAAAAAUGUUAUGUCAAAAAAAUCUGGCAUUGUCUCUCACAUGGGAGCCUUAAAUUCCCCACAUAAUAUUGCCAUGCACAAGUGGAAGUCACUAAGAAACCCAUCUAAGCAUAUUGAAAGGGUGAUUAGCACACAAUCAUCACAAGAAGUAGCAAAUAACCGACUCCGGCUUAUUACUACUAUAGAGAGUGUAAGGUUGUUGGCACGCCAAGGAUGUGCUUCUAGAGGCCAUGAUGAAUCGGUUAAUUCAUCUAAUGGUGGCAAUUUCAAUGCGGUUGUGGAUUCCUUUGGAAGAAUGAAUAUAGAUAUUCGCAGAGUCUUACAAAAUGCUCAUGGGAAUGCCAAGUAUACUUCUCCCAUUAUUCAAAAACAAAUUUUACAUAUACUUGGUAACAAAGUUAGAACCAAGAUUCGGGAGGAAGUGGGAGAUGCCAAAUUUUGUAUCCUUGUUGAUGAAGCUGUUGAUGUAUCUAAUAGGGAACAAAUGACUAUCAUUCUUCGAUUUGUUGAUUGUGAUGGGUUUAUUAGAGAACGGUUUUUCAAAGUGCUUAGUGUGGCAGACACUUGUUCUCAAACUCUAAAAGAUGAGAUAUCCAAAGUUCUUACUCAAUAUGAUCUUCAAGUAGAAAAUAUGCGUGGGCAAGGAUAUGAUGGUGCUAGCAAUAUGCGGGGUGAAUUUAAUGGUUUACAAGCUUUGUUUCAUGAAGAGUGUCCAUAUGCAUAUUAUGUUCAUUGUUUUGCUCAUCGCUUACAAUUGACUUUAAAUGCUGCAGCUAAAAGGGUGCAUGAUAGUUGGGAAUUCUUUUCAACUCUAAGUUUGAUUGUAAAUUUUGUUGAUUCUUCUGCAAAAAGACAUUCAGCUUUGAGAGUUAUCAGAGAAGAAGAAAUUGCAGAUUUAGUGGCUGCUGGAGCACUUGAGACUAGUAGAGGUGCUAAUCAGCUUUGCACUUUGCAACGAGCAGGGGCUACUCGUUGGGGUUCACAUCUCCGCUCUAUUUCAAGUUUGAUUAAGUUAUUUGGAGCUACCCAAACAACUCUUGCAGAUUUGGUUGCAAAUGGACCAAAUAAAGUACAAGGAGAAGCAAAGAGUGUAGGAAAUGCAAUGAAGCGUUUUGAUUUUAUUUUUUGCUUGCUUUUGAUGCAUGAUGUCAUGAAGAUUACUGAUUUUUAUGAUAUUAUUAUGCCAGAUAUGUCUGCUCCUUACAAGAAAAGUACAAGGACUUGUGAACAAAAUAUUACAAAUGAGCAUUAUUAUCGGGUCAAUACACUUAAUGCUGUGAUAGACUUUCAGUUGACCGAGUUGGAUAGUAGAUUUGCAGAUAAUUCGUUGGAGCUCCUUAUUCUUAGUGCUACAUUAGAUCCACGUGAUAAUUUUCGAUCAUUUAAAUGUGAAGAUGUUUGCAAUCUUGCUUUGAAGUUUUAUCCUCAUGAUUUUACAUCAUAUGAUAUGCUUGCUCUAGAUAUGGAGUGUGGGUAUUUUCUAGCAUAUAUUCAGAAGGAUCCAAGAUUUGCCAACACAACUACUGUGUCUGAUUUGUGUCGGCGGUUAGUUGAAUCAAGAAAGUCAGCAUUCUUUCCUAUGAUUUAUAGAUUGAUUUGUCUUGUGCUGACUCUGCCAGUUUCUACAGCAACAACAGAGAUAGCAUUUUCAUCUAUGACCAUCAUAAAAAACAAAUUUCGAAAUAAGAUGGAAGAUGAGUUUUUUGAUGAUUUGAUGGUUCUCUACAUCGAAAAAGAAUUUGCCAAUAGCAUUGAUAAUGAUUCUGUGAUUGCUGAGUUUGAAGUGAGUGGGCCUCGGAGGGUACGAUUUAGUUAA
This is a messenger RNA of Rosa chinensis, 2409 nucleotides long. RefSeq lists its product as uncharacterized. The coding region runs from base 1 to 2409 and encodes 802 amino acids. Lineage: Eukaryota; Viridiplantae; Streptophyta; Magnoliopsida; Rosales; Rosaceae. The record is from RefSeq and is a predicted model, not a curated record. The transcript is spliced from 6 exons. Gene Ontology annotation, molecular function: protein dimerization activity.